CGGUGGGUGAUUUACGAUGCCGAUUUUAAUGUCGUCACGUUGUGUCCAUGGUCUUUAGUCCCGUAAUUUCUCAUACACACUGCAUUGCGCAUACAGAAUAGGUUACAUCAAUCAUGGGCUGUUGUGGGAAAAACAGCGACGAUGAAAGGACAGAUAAUGUUGAGAUGAAAGGAGGCGCCAAAGGCAAAGGUGGAAAAGCGGGAAAGUGGGGAAAUCCAAAACAAUUUGAUCCAACAUUUAAUGGACCAAUCAAAGACAGGAGUUGUACUGACUGGAUCUGUUGUAUUCUCUUUGUCCUUUAUGUGGUUGGAAUGGUAGUCUUGGGCAUUGUAGCUUAUGUAAAAGGCAACCCUUACAAACUUCUAAAUUCAGUUGAUUCUGAGGGUAAGUUUUUCAUUUUUGCAAACUAAAAAAUAUUUCUGCUAUCGAACUGAAAAAAUUUGGAAGCCGUGUAAAACAAAAUUGUGUUGUGAGCAAAAAUUAUGUACAAGUUUGUAUCUAACAGUAUCGGUUUAGUAAUGUACUUGUAUGUAGAGUGCUGUAGUACAUUCCUUGUUAGUGUGAUUAAAUUUUAAUGUAUGCUGUAAAUUGAUUGGCAUUAUAUUUUAUCUGAUUUAUAGUGAUUACAUACAUCCUAGCUACUCUGGGAUGGGUAACGACAAUAUGUUAAUUUAGAGAGUCUCAUAGUCUCAGUGUUUUUUUUCCAUAUAUAGUAUGUUACCAUAACACUGGAGCUUAUACCGGUUUCUGUACCAUGAAACAACUAACUAGGACUAUUUCUACCCUCACACCCCCUAGUUGGAAUGGUAAAUUGUUGUUCAUCCCAGAGCAUAUUCCUGUAACUUUUAGUACUAUUGUCACUCAUUCUUCUUUGUCACAGAAUGUUCCAACCAAAACUUAACUAAAAUUUGUCUAGAUAAUUCCAUCAUUAUUUUAAUUAUUUUUGGCAACUACAUGUUUAAUGUAUUAUUGAUCAAGCAAUAACACAUUUCACAACACACUUAAAGUGUACCCUAGUGUAC
Molecule: messenger RNA, 1022 nt
Organism: Orbicella faveolata
Lineage: Eukaryota; Metazoa; Cnidaria; Anthozoa; Scleractinia; Merulinidae
Product: choline transporter-like protein 4
Biological process (GO): transmembrane transport
Cellular component (GO): membrane
Molecular function (GO): transmembrane transporter activity
Source: RefSeq, a predicted model, not a curated record